AUAUACAUACAUUCCACAGAGUCAGUUGAUACGGGACUGGUUAGUUAAUAUGGUACUGAGUCUCGCAGGGAACGGAGGAGCAGUGUACGGUGCUUGCAGUGAGAUUGACAAGGAACCUCCAGACUUCCUUGCAGCGUAAGUCGGCCAGCGCGGCCGGAAAGCAGAGGGAGCUCCAGCUGGACCAUAUACAGAGUCUGUUGCUCUAUCCCUUCCACUGGUCCCCAAUUCCCCCGUCUCCCUCCUCUCCUGAGUCUAUAUAUACCCCGCAGUGCACACCGGCACACGCCCUGGCGCCAGCGCUGUCAUCGUCAUCGUCAUCAUCCCCACCACCACCACCACCAGAGACCGAGAUGGCGAGGGGGAGCCAAGGCGGCGGCGGCGGCGGCGAGGAGGAGAACUACUGCGGCUCCUGCGAGAUGACGAAGCAGCACGCGACGUGGUGCGCUCGGCGGCUGCCGAAGCGGAUCAUCCUCGUGCGCCACGGCCAGAGCCUGGGGAACCUCGACACGUCGGCCUACGCCACCACCGCUGACUCCCGCAUCCCGCUCACGGACCUCGGGGUCGAGCAGGCGCGCGCCGCCGGGAGGCGCAUCCUCGACGUGGUCUCCGGCACGUCGGCCGAUGGCGACGGGGACGCGGACCCCGACGACUGGAAGGUCUACUUCUACGUCUCCCCCUACGAGCGCACCCGGGCCACGCUGCGCGGGAUCGGCGCCGCCUUCCCCCGCCGCCGCGUGGUCGGCGCCCGCGAGGAGUGCCGCGUCCGCGAGCAGGACUUCGGCAACUUCCAGGUCGAGGACCGGAUGCGCGCCCUCAAGGAGACCCGCGACCGCUUCGGCCGCUUCUUCUUCCGCUUCCCCCAGGGCGAGUCCGCCGCCGACGUCUUCGACCGCGUCGCCAGUUUCAUGGAGUCGCUGUGGAGGGACAUCAACCACGGGAGGCUGGUUCAGAGCACGACCUCCGAGAUCAACCUGGUGAUUGUCUCGCACGGGAUCACCACGCGCAUCUUCAUGAUGAAGUGGUUCAAGUGGACGGUGGAGCAGUUCGAGCGCCUCCGCAACAUGGAGAACUGCGAGUUCAGGGUCAUGCAGCUCGGCCCCGGCGGGGAGUACAGCCUCCUCGGGCACCACACCGAGGAGGAGCUCGAGGCAUGGGGCCUCUCGCCGGAGAUGAUAGCCGACCAGCAGCGGCGCGCUUCCGCCGACCGCCCCAGCGAGUGCUCCUCCUUCACCGCCACCUUCUUCGACGACUGGACCGAUCCACCGGAGGAAGACGACAAUGGCAAGAAGCCAAGAACAAGUCGCUCGAGUAACCCCGGUCAACUCGCCCCUCCUUUAGGCUUAUUAGAGUUUCUUCUACUCUGAUUUGAUACUGCUGCACACCUCGUUCGUUCCUCGCGACGCUCCUCGACGACUGGAAGGAUUCAGAAAAAGAGAUUGGCAAGAUCAAGCUGCCAAAGCAUCCGACUGUUAGUUUCGCUAAAGUUCUUCAGAAUUGAUAUUGCUAGUGCUAGUGCCUUUCGCCGUGGAUGGAUGUAGCCGAUGCUGGUUUGUUUUUCUUGAAUUUGCAACCUAUUCAUAGUAGCUAGACAUUCAGAUAUGAUUGGGGAAAUGCCGUAAAGCAUUUGGAGAAUGAUUUGGGGUGUUUUGACUAUGCUGAUCCUUGGUUGAAUUUACAACCUGUUAAUAGUAGUUCUUGUACAUAGAGUUAGACAUUUGGAUGUGAUUUGGGGAAAUGCAGAAGGUGCUCUGCUUGGCAAUGCCAUAUAAAAAGGGAAUAGAAAACAACUUAGCAGUUUUUUCCAAA
Brachypodium distachyon (stiff brome) is the source of this 1806-nucleotide messenger RNA. RefSeq names its product phosphoglycerate mutase-like protein AT74H. The record is from RefSeq and is a predicted model, not a curated record. The coding region runs from base 351 to 1364 and encodes 337 amino acids. The transcript is spliced from 2 exons. NCBI's taxonomy places the organism in Eukaryota, Viridiplantae, Streptophyta, Magnoliopsida, Poales, Poaceae. Gene Ontology annotation, molecular function: phosphatase activity.